AUGGUUUCGAGGGAACAGAAGAGAGGUUCUUUGAAAGAAAAGUUUCAAUUGCUUCGUUCAAUCACCAAUUCUCAUGCUGAAAACGAAACAUCGAUCAUCAUGGAUGCAUCGAAAUAUAUCCAAAAGCUUAAGCAGAAAGUCGAAAGAUUCAAUGAAGACACUACCGCAGAGCAAUCUUCAAGCGAGCCCACCGAUCCCACCACACCAAUGGUAACAGUGGAAACCCUAGAAAAGGGUUUUAUGAUAAACGUAUUCUCUGGGAAAAAUCAGCCAGGCAUGCUUGUUUCGGUGUUAGAAGCCUUUGAGGAUAUUGGGCUUAACGUUCUUGAAGCUAGGGUUUCAUGUACCGACUCAUUUAGCUUGCAUGCCACGGGAGUCGAGAAUGAAGAUGGAGAAAGUAUGGAUGCUGAAGCAGUGAAACAGGCAGUGACAGAUGCAAUCAGGAGCUGGGGUGAAAGCAAUGAUCCACAGAGCUAG
Molecule: messenger RNA, 477 nt
Organism: Microthlaspi erraticum
Lineage: Eukaryota; Viridiplantae; Streptophyta; Magnoliopsida; Brassicales; Brassicaceae
Source: the annotation of a GenBank genome assembly